AUGUUUGCCGAACCGCAAAGCCCAGACAAGACUAUGUCAACUACAAUCCCUACAUUUGCAUAUGAAAGGGCAACGCAUGGUUCGAAUUAUUCACAGGGCCAGCGUUCGCAACGCUACCGAGCCGGUCGAGAGACGAACAAGGAAAACGGACACCGGCCGGAGGCGGAACGCACCACGUCGGAGGCGGGGCGCGGGCGGCGGGGCGGGGCUCCACUCGCGCUCAGUCCGCCUCGGGGCCGCGUCCGCGCGGUCGUCGCUCGUCACUCGCUGCGGCGCGCCGGAGUGAGUCCGCGGGUGCAGGCCGGCGGCGGCGAGCCUCGCGCCGCCCGCCCCCGCGCCGAUGUAGCCCGCAGUCGGAGUGCUCCUGCCCCGCGCCGCCCGCCCCCGCCUCGUCGCCGCGCGCGCAGUCUAGCCGCCCGCCCGCCCGCACCGCGUCUGCGACCCGUGUUCCUGUGGGCCCGCCAGCGAGACGGCACCGUGCAGGAGGUGCACUGCGAGGACUACGACCCGCGCAAUCGCAUCCGCAUAGCGCGCACCCCGGCCGGCUGGCGCGUGAUCCCGCGCACCGAGAUCUACAACUCGAUUCGCAUCCCUCCCGUGCAACCGCGGGACCGUAAGGAGCGGCGCCGGCGCCGACGAUCUGACGGCCCGCGUCGUCGUCGCCCGGCCGUCCCGGAGCCCGCACCUGCGUGGCUCCCCCCCGACCUGGAGUCGCACAUUCCCUCCCACACGAUAGCGGUGCCUCGCCAGCAGGUGCCCGAGCCGACACCGCUCGACAACCUGCUGGCGGUCGCCGAGCUCGAAUUCAACCAACAGCGCGGUGAAGAGGCGCUCGGGCUGGAUCUGCAGGCUGCCGUCCCGGCGCAUCCUCCCGCCGCCCCGUCUUACUCUUUCCUGCAAUCGGAAGAGGUAGCGCGGGACGUCAUGUCCUUUGAUCUGAGCGCAUCGAAGCCACCGGAAGCGAUGUAUUACGAGCGCAAGGCCCAAGCUCAGAACUGUACCGAAGACAGCGCUUACGGCGGCGACAUGAGCGUGCACAAGGAUCUGUUCGAUACGAUCAGUGAAGCGCACUAUUUGCCAGAGCUUGGAGGACCUCACGAUGAAGCAUUGCUAGAUUCGCUGGUCGAAAAAGGUUGCGAAGAUAACCAAAUCCUCGGACAGACGCUGGACAAACUCGCCCAUCUAGUUCACGGGGCCGCCGAGUACGCAGAGUCUGAGGAGGACAUGUUGUUAAAUAACGGUCCAGUCUCUGAUAUCAUCGACAGACUCGAACACUCACUCGAAUCACCGAGCCGGAGCAGCAUUACCGCUGCUCAGGGUCUUCUGCACCUUCACCACAUAGGCGAUCACCACCUUACCCAACCGGAGCAUCAAAGUUCCGUGGAGAGCUAUAUGUCGGAUGAAGUGUUUGUAGCGGAACCUUCCAGUGAUUGUGGCCUUCAGGCGCUUAGCGAAGCCUCCGUAAUGCAAGCGACUAACAACGUCAAUCACUACACUGACCCCAUAGAAAAGAGUAUACAUGACGACGUGGCGUCAUCCGACACGAUGUAUUCAGAACAAGUAUCUGAUUUACAAGAGAGCUAUGAAUCCGAAAAACGUUACGUAGAACCCCAGGGGUCGAUACCUGACCAAAGCGAUGACACAUCAACUGAGGACGAACCCAAAGACGCUACAUCACAAAAUAAAGACGAAGAUUGUCAGACCGACGGCGAGCUUGACAGUAAAAUUGAGGAGCCGGACAUAGACGACCAGCCUCCCGAUGAUGAGCCUAUUCUGAAUUUAGCUCAAGAACUAUCACAGGCGUCAACUAACGAUGAAAAUUCACCGACUGACUUAAGCGUUAAACAUGUCGAUAAAGAUAUACCUAAAGUAGUGGCUAGGGCAGCCGAGACCACACACGCUAUCGAAGACAAUUUGUCGGACAAGAGUGAUGAACAACCUAAAGAUCUAAGCGUACACAGAAGGAUGGCCACUCCGCACGCCUCACCGCGGAGGAUAGAAAUACCGCGAGCACCUUCGAGAGAAUCAGAUGCGAUGCAAUCUCCUCAGCCCAGUGGCAUACCGGCAGUGCCGUCGUCGCCGGAAAUCUUCACGAUGCCCGUGACAAAAAGUAAACAGGCUCUAUUUUUAGAAACACUACUUUCGUCUCCGUCACCUAAAAUGUAUACAUCCGAAGUUACGAUCACGAAGCAACAGUGCGAACCCUUGAAUUUAGGAAAACACAGGAAGUCAGCCAGCCCGACAGUGUCGAGCUGCUCGGAUGAAAUUAGGAAAAUUAACAAGGAAUUCGGCGAGCCUCAAGAGAAACGUAUAAAACGUGAAUCAACCGAGGACCUCGCUAAGAUAAAUAAAGUGUUCAACAAGUGCGGAGAAGUUAAACCUAAAAAGAUCGAAUGGCCCGCGUUCAAUUUCGACGACGACCCUAUCAAACAGCUACAGACUCUCAAAUCAAAUGCAGAUUAUAACGUUCCAGACCCGAUGUUGAUCCCGAAGGAUAAGUUAAAUUUGAUACUUGCCUCUCCCGGCAAAGAAAUAAUGAACUUAUUGAGUUCAAGGCCGGAAUUACAGCUCCCGGAGGCAUUCGCCUUUCCUGCCGUGCUGCAAGACCCCGAUGUACUCGUCAUAUCAUUAUCACAAUUAGAAACUAUUUUAGAAAAUCAAAAUAAGGGAAAAACAUCGCCCAAACCUAAAGAUCCUAAGCCGGCAUCGAAACCGACGCCGGUCGCUGAACCGCCGACAACGCCAUGCACCGAACCGUCUACCACUCCUCAACCUGACCAGCAGACGAGUCACCCAAAGCCGAUACCGUCGAUGGAUGCCUUAGCUGGGGACAUCGACGCCGCGACCUCGGCUGCACUCAACCACAUGCUGUGGCUACCUUACCUCACUCAAUUGGAGGCGGUAGCCAACUGUUCGCAGAGCUUAAAUUUCUUGAAAGCAUUAAAUUCCUCAGGAUACAACCCAUCGAAUUACGCAGAGUUGACGCAGAUGUUCAACCCGGCGUCUCGUUUCAUGGGGCCGUCCGGUUUCCCCAUGAUGCCUCCUAUGGAUUACGAUAACCGGUUACAGUUCGCUAUGUGGCAGGAGGCCAUGAACCACGCGAAUUCAGCUCAGCGCAGCGGCGGCAAAACGAACUCCACACCGGAUACGCAAAUGAAAGACGUAACUACAAAAAGUAAUGAUGUUCAAAAUCCGUACGUGCACUCGACGAAGAAUUAUCAAAAUAAAACGCAUUCGGCGGCGCGGACAAGCCCUAUCGCUCACAACUACAACCACGGCCAGCGGUCUAUGCCACAAAAUCCGUAUCUACAGAACAUGUACGCGGGGAUGAACCCGAACAUCAGGCCCAACGUGCCCCUGCCCGGCCUGCAGAUACCGUAUUUCAACCCCAACAUGAUGGGCAGCCAGAGAUCUCCGCGCACAACGCAACAGAAGAGCCCGACGUCGCCCUACUAUCCGAACAACAAUUAUUUGUCCUCAACGAAACAAGCGGAGGGCCAGAGCACGCGCAGUAGCAGUUCAAGCUCACAGGAAUCUCCACGGCCGCGGAUAACUGUGAAAUCGCUGCAUAAUUUGAUGGAGCCCAUGGUGGCAGCCGCGGCUGCGACCGCGUCCGGUGCGGGGGCCACGUCUCGGCGCAGCUCGAACACUCCAGCCGCGCUGGGCCGGCGCCGGGAAGAGCCCGAGGUCGGCAGCACCACGCCCCUCGGCGAGCCCCAGCCGCACAUACCGCCGCAUCCGCACGACCCAUCCUCCUUCCACUUAUGGCAUCCACUCUUCGGCAACCAAAAAAGCUACAACAGCCCGUGGAAUUGGACAACUGUGACCGCGACGGGGGACUGACCUAGGGCUCCGCGCGGUCCCCCUGCGCACCAUCACUGAUCGCAGCCGAUGGAGCGCCAGCCGGUCUCACGCGGAAUACAAAAACCUAUAAAUAAACAUUACAUACACCUAAACAACAAUACCAUAAAGACGUGAUUGAAAAAAAACAAAAAAAAAACGUUUUUUUUUAGUUAUGUGCUAUUUUAUUUGGUCCGUUAAAAACAACAAAGGCCCUAAGUGAAAAGUGGUUGAAUAUAUCUUCUUGGACGGAAACUAUAAGCGUAUUUUAAUAUCUACUUAGUGAUAAACUUAACGAAAAUAGAAUCUUUGUAAAGUUAUAUAAAACGUAACUGUAAUAGUGAACUAUCGUCGUGCAUUGUUUUCUCAUAUCGAUGUCUUAGUUGUGCGGAAAGCCUUAUAUGUUUAAUUUUUUUAAUGGAUUUUAUGACCUGGUAACCAAGACCUUUAGGUCAUGUCUUAUUUUAAUUAAUAUUCAUAUUUUUAUGAAAAUAUGGAGUGAAAUGAAAUGAAGAUGAUUAAUUUGAGACAUUGAUCAACUGGGAUGAAAUAUAAUCUCAGUAAAAUGGUGGUCAUUUACUAAGAUUUUUUCAGUGGACUUUUUGGAGGAUCCCGAGAAGUUACGUCCAGCGGCUUUGUUUCAUUUUCCCACAUUUGUGCACUUUCACCGACAUUAAACAGUUAAUAAACCACCAUUAUUACACAUUUAAACCCGAAGAAACACUAAAUAGACAUAAUAAAACAAAUCACACAACUUCACUCCUCGCCUUCCCGCCAAAAAGUCCUUAUAUGUUUAAUGAGACGGUAAACAAAUUCCACGGUUUUAAAUUGCACAAUUCAUACAUUCUUACUUCAUUGAAGUCGUAACAUGAAAUGUAAUUUUGUUACGUCACUUCAUUUCUUGGACUCUUUUCGAAGUAAACAUUUAAAAAAAAAAAUACUACUUACAAUUGACAAUUGAUUGUCUCACUGACCGCAUUGUCGCUACAAUUUCGCAAUACCUUUUAAAAUAAAACUGAUUAUUAUUGAAUUUUACUAUUCUGUUUGUAUAUUAAACUUAGGUAAUGUAUACUUACAUAAUGUUAAGCUCGGAAGGAAUCACAGAAUUUACAUCUAAAUCAUCCCUAUCUCAUUACUGUUAACUUAUGGUUCAACAAAAAAAAAAAAAAAACAAAUUUAUUGAUUACCUAAUACUUUUUAUAUCUUGUUUUCUUAUAAUUUAUUUGUUUCUAUGUUCAUUUAUUUUGUUACUGUUAAAUUUAUAUUGUUACGAUUAUGACGUAUUAUUAUUUUAAUUUAGUCAACAAAUCUCUACUGAAAACAUAGAAAUGUAUUUAUUUCUUUAUAUUCGAAUAGUAUUAUUAUAAGCUAUUAAAUAAAUAUUCGUUAUAAUGUUUAUUACAUUAUUUAUUAUGAUAAUUACAAAUUGAAUAGAAUGUUAUUAAAAUAGCAUGUCGUUGAAGCACACGUUGUUUAGUUAAACGGAACUACUUCUAUAUAGAGGUCGUCGAUGAACGAAAUUAUCCGUCCGUUGUGGAGUUCUCGGAGGCACCCACCCUGAGCUGGUCUGUACGAAUAUCUACCAAACAAUUGUUAAUUCCUUAAAUAAAUGGUCAAAACCAUUUUAAAUUAAAAAAAAAAAGAUGUGUGGUGUCGUGGGACACCGGAUAGGAACGAAGUUCCUUAUUAUAAAAAUAUUAAUUUUAAGUUCUAUUCGAGGUAUAAAGAAAAUAGUUAUUCGGGUACAUAUACAUUUUAUAUUAUGAUUUUUUAUUGAUUAAAAAAAAAACUACUUUACAAUGUUAUCAACUUUAUUUUAUUCACAAUGAUUUAUAAAAAAAAUAUAUAAUAAUAUACAAAGAAACAGCUACUUGUAUGAAUUAUAAUAAUAACCGUCGUCACGUAAACUAUACAUUAGACACUGUAUAGCCAUCAUACUAAGACUAUACAUAAAUAAUAAAAAUCUUACGUUACGGACGUUUUUUCCCGGUUAGGGUAAUCCCCUCCGCAUCUUCCCAUAAGGAACUUCGUUCCAAAAUUUUCUCUAUAUCCGGUGUGAUAGGUAUAGUAAUGACAUUGAUAUUAGGAGGAAUGGGAACGGGUCUAUCAUCGAUUCGCUCUCAAUCCUGUUCAGAAAAUUUUUAGCGAUUUGACUGCUAUGUAGGUCAACGGUGCACUGAAGUAAUUAUGUUGAUUACUCUCCUCGAUAUCCUUACUAAGGGCUGGAAUAUUUAGUAGACUCUGGGAACAACGAAUACUCAGACAUUAAGAAUGAAUCUAUUUUAUAAGAGACCUAAUAGACUAAAACAUACAUUAAAAACAAAAGAAGGCAAAGUUAGGCAAUCCAGGCGAUUAGUGACAAAAAAACGAUAUACUUACUUCAGUGCGCCGCGUAGGGCACCGGUGACCUACGUAGCAAUUAAUGGGUUAAAUGAUGUAUCCAUUGCAGAUAGCGUAAACAGAUAGUAAAUUAAUAGAUUUGAUUAUAUUAUUAAUACAAUGACCUAUUUGUGUCCCCUUGCACCAAAAUACAGGUUGAUUUAGGUCAGUGGUUCCCAAACUUAUUUUGUCUACAGCCCACUUUGAGAAUAAAUUAUUUUUUAGCGGCCCCAUUAUUUCUACCUACUUAAAAACCACUAUAGCGGGAGCUCAGUCGGUGUCUAACAGUCCUAGAUGAAAUUACAAAUCGCCUCCCAAGCCUCUACACAACGCCUCCAUUUUUUUCUAGGUCUAUUACCGCCUCCUAUUAAGCCUGAAGCGCCCACAAGGGGGCCGUUUUCACUCACUUUGGGAAAGGCUGGUUUAGGUUUACGCGACAUCCUUGGCCUGCACGCAAACAUUGACUGUCUGUAUUAGCCAUAUAAAAGCAGACGAAAACAAUUUAAGAUCGACCCCGGAGACUAAUCGCGACAUUCCUGAAUACGUCAAUCAGGAUGCUAACAAACAAGACAAUAGUGAAUCUCUAAAUUUUACUAAAUUUACAUUGACAGUGUUAGAUUUUUUCACAAUUCGAUCAGUGUACCUUAUUGUUAUCUUUUUAUCUUCUCGAUCGGGUAAAGUUGACUCAAAUUUGUAUGGAGUUGGAACAGCUUCCCUUAGUUUGCCGCUAGGGGCGCUGUUCCAACUCCAUGCAAAUUUGAGUUAACUUUUACCCGAUCGAGAAGUUAAAAAACUCCCACUAAGCGCACAGAUUCACGCAGCUUAACGAGAAAACAGUAUGUAGUGCAGAUGUUAUUACGAGUAUAACUGUUAGUUUCCGCAUGAGUAGAUGUCGAGAAUUCAGUAGUAGCGGCGCCGCGAGUCUAACGGGCUACCGUUACAUCUAUAACCAGCAGACGCGAUUCUGUGUUUCAUUGUUUUCUACGUCACCAUCAUUGGCCUACAAGACUCAAAGAAUUGAGAGAGAAAAAAACUACGUAAUUUUUUUCUAUUGCCCUUGUAGGCAUACGAGCAUACGGCCCACCUGAUGGUGAGUGGUUACUGUCGCCCAUUGACUUACGCAAUGCCAGGGGCAGAGCCAAGCCGCUGCCUACCGUUAAGUACUCUCCACUAGCCUCGUUUGAAGAAGGAUAUGUCAUAAAGCUCGGGAAACGCCGUGGAGGGGAACUCAUUCCAAAGCCGGAUGGUGCGUGGCAAAAAAAUGUCUGGAAACGCACUGUCGAUAAACGCAGUGGCUCCAGGUAGUAGGGAUGAACUGUACUUCGGUGGCGGGCGGUGCGAUGAUAAAAACGAGAUGAAGGUAUCAUCUCGAACAAUUCCUCAGAGCACUUCCAAUGUUGCACCAAAAAACCUUUCACCCUUCGAUAUAUUUUUUACCUAUUUAUUUAAAUAAAAAUGAAAUUCUGUUUGUUGGCAAUCUUGGUAAUAUAUCAUCCGAGGUUUUACAAAAAAAAAAAUGGAAUUGAUUAUGAUCUCUUUUUAGGUCAAGUAGUUAGCAAACACAAUCAUAAAGUUUAACUUGAAAGAUGUUUGUGUUCGCACAGACCAGUUCAUCGCGUAAGCGUGCAAUGAUAACGGAAUUGCUUACUCUAAUUACUGCCCACCUGUCUCGAGUGUUUGAUGAUUGAGCACACAAGCACAACUAGUGCACAACAUCUGCACGUUGCUGUUGGAAUUCGCAUUUCUCUUAAACAUAUAUUCGUCUUAAUCAGACGGUAGUCUAGAUCAGGGGUGGCCAACCGGUAGAUCGCGAUCGACCGAUCGAUCGUGGCAAAAUAAAAAAAUAUAAAUACAUAGAACAGACUGCGCAACGUAAUCACCAAUUGCUGCACGCAUCAUCUCCAUCUUGUAUCAUUUGUUAAUAAACAUUACGUCACAUUAUAAAUUAUUUAUUCUCUCUUCCACACAAUAGUUCUCUUUUAUUAAAUAUUUACAGCUUUAUGUUAAUCUUUUCAAUAAAUGAAAAUAUAAUAUUUAUUUGUAUACAGUUUUUUUACGUCCUCGAUUGCGUAAAAGUUAACCCAAUUUUGUAUGCAGUUGGAACAGCGCCCCUAACGGCAAAGGAAGGCAUACGAUUCCAUUCCAUACAAAUAUAAGUUAUCCUUUACGCUAUCGAGAACGUUAAAAAACUCGCACUAAGCACACUGAACUACAUUGUUUCAUUAAAUUUCAAAAAAUGUCAUUAAUAAAUUGUAGAGUGUUACAUCAGUAAACAGUAGAUAUUAGUUCUAAUCAAGCUGGCCACCCCUGGUCUAGAUGUAGUUUUAAUUGAAAGUACCGCCAUCUAGUUUCUAGUUUGACAACUACACAUAAAUAAUGAAGUUUAUUAAAAUUUAUAAAUCUCGGUGUAUUUUAGUUAUCGAAUACCGACAAAAUCAUAUAUUUAAUGUAAAUGCGACAAAAUCGAACUCGAUUGUAGGUGUGUGCGUGUAUUAGAAAAUAUUUUUAUUGUUUAAUUAUGGUAAAUUCGGCGCGUAGGUAUUUCCAAAUGAGUGCAAUCACUGUAAUGUUGGACUGUAUGUAUUUUGUUAUUGUAGUUAGACAAGUGACGUUUGAUGCAUUUAUUUUAUAUACGUGGUAUACAAUACAGGUUGAAUUUUAUUUACUAUAACAGCACAUUCAUGGCCUGAGUUGAGUACAAAAUAGUUCGAGCUCUAGAUAACAUGCGGCGUUGAAAAACCUUUUCAUUACAAUUUUGAAAUUCAACCUGUAGAAUUAAAAUAUUUAAGUACGUCGACACAACAGUAAUUAUAUUCUCACUGUUGUUCAUAUUUAAUUCUGGUUAAAAUGAGAACCUUAGCAUAUCUGACAGAAAUAAUAAUACUUUAAUGAUCCAUAAAUAUUUUUAUUAAUUAACUUUACCUAGUACAUAACUUUUCAAUUGUCAAAAUAUUACAUUGUAAAUAAAGUAAAUACAAUAAAAUAUAGUUUUUCCUCUCAUUUUAGCCAGUUACAAAGUCUGUGUUAGCAUCAAAAUUAUAAUAAUACAUUAAUAUUACCUAUAAAAUUAAAUAAAAAAAUCGUGUUCUUAUGACUACUUAGAAUAAAUUUUCAGUCCUGUGCAAUAAUAACAGAUGGCGCUGUAAGGUUGUAACUUUCUAGUUUCUACUUUUAGUGAUAAUAGUUGACCUUUUUUGUAGGUAGUCAUACGAGCAUGUUAAUGUUUGUAAACAUUUUUAUUAUUAAAAAAAAUCUAUUUAUUUCGUUAUUUUUAAGUUUACGAUGAUUUUAAUUGUUCUCGUUAGUUUCCUUGGGAAUAUUUAUCAAUUAGUAUUAGUAAGUACGAAUUUUAUUAUUCACAUAAAUUUAUGGAACGGGGAUCUUUUAGCGCCAAAAUGUAUUCUCGUAAUUCCAAAUAAGCAUCAUUGAAUAUAAAUCAUAUUAAACUCAUUCUAUGGAUAACAGUACGUGUACAUAUCUUAAAAAAUCUUAUUUUCGUCUUUCAAAUCGCCUAACUUGAGGUUGGAUACUCAACGAACGUGUUAGAGUUUAUACUUCUUUCACAUAAAUACGGAAUGUUGUGUUUAAGAUGUUUUUUGUUGCAGAAGUUGGGCGGCCGUACCAAUGUCGGCAAAUGUCAUCACGAUCGAGAAUACUGCUGUGUUACGUAAUUCUUUUGUCGAUUAUAGAAUUUUUUAUUGUCAGUUUUUGUAACAUUUCUCCUUAUAUUAUUAUAAUCAGAUUUAGUUGGUACGUAGUACGGUUCAUUCGGUAUCGGUCAAAUUUUACUACCAAAUCUAUUUUAAAUGACUUUUCACUACUGUACAUACCUGGUAACAUUAAAACGCAUUAAAUUAUUAAUUUAUCGGUCAAUUCCAGCUUAUGUUUUCGUUGAUCAUGGCGUCAUCUAUUGAAAAACGAAACGCAAAAAGAAGUAUAACCUCAAACAGUUAAUGUUGCCACUCUGUAAAAUUAAAUUGAAAUUCGGUUUGAAUCCCCGUUUGCUAUUAAAAUACCGUUGUUGAAUUAUUAUUGUUCGUGAUUUUUCUCGAUUAUUCCAAAAUUUUUGUCGUGAAUUUUUUUGACUUGACUAAAUGAAAUAACGCUUCUAAAGUGUAUUACGUCUGUAAAUAUAGUACGAAACUAAUACUUUAUUGUAAUAGUGAAUGUUGUAAUUUGUAUAUAGGUAACGAAAAUUAAAUUUUAAAUACAUAGAUAAAACUGUGA
Bombyx mori (domestic silkworm) is the source of this 10446-nucleotide messenger RNA. RefSeq lists its product as uncharacterized. The record is from RefSeq and is a predicted model, not a curated record. The transcript is spliced from 3 exons. The coding region runs from base 1 to 3843 and encodes 1280 amino acids. NCBI's taxonomy places the organism in Eukaryota, Metazoa, Arthropoda, Insecta, Lepidoptera, Bombycidae.